CAUUAUUUUUUGUUCAAACUCUAUCCAUAUACUAUUAAAAUUAUCUAUUAAAUAUCUAUAGCUCUUUGAUUGUGAACCUAAUCAUUAUUUAAUAUUUGCUGUAAGAGUUCAUAAAUAGGUUAUUCUGUCCCUAGCCUUGUUAUCUUAAUUUGCAUGGAAUGACUUAAUUGACUCCAAAGUUAUUGGUAUCCAAUUGAAACCUCACAUCAUAAUUUUGUUGGAGAAAGAAUGGAGAAGAGUACAGAUCUGAAACUCCUGGGCACAAAAGAAAGUAUAUUUACUCAAAGAAUAGUGUGGGCACUUAAGCUAAAAGGCAUUGAUUAUGAAUUUAUUGAGCAAGAUUUCUCCAGCAGGAGUAGUCCAUUGCUUGUGGAGCUUAAUCCAAUUUAUAAGAAGGUGCCGGUGCUGGUUCAUUGUGGAAAACCAAUAUCUGAAUCACUCGUUAUUCUUGAGUACAUUGAAGGGACAUGGCCCUUUAAUCCUCUAUUCCCCGUGGAUCCUUUUGAGAGAGCUUCUGCUCGUUUUUGGGCUAGGUUUAUUGAUGGCAAGUUCUAUGAAGCAGCAAAUAAGGCAUUUUUCUCCUCUGGAGAGACUAAAGCAGAGGGGGUUGAAUCGGUGGCAGAGGGAUUACAUAUUCUUGAAGGGCAAAUAAUUGGGAAAAAGUUCUUUAGUGGGGAGACAAUAGGGUACCUUGACAUAGUAGUUGGUUGGAUUGCUUACUGGUUGCAAUAUAUAGAGGAAGUUGGUGAAUUCAAAGCAAUGGAUUCAAGAAAAUACCCUCAUCUUCAUGCAUGGAUCAAUAAUUUCAUUCAAGUUCCGAUUAUUCAAGAAAGCCUUCCUAAAUCUGAUGCUGUCAAGGCUGCUUACAAGGGGUUCAAAGAUGCUGCAGCUUUGGCUGGUGCAAAUUGAAAAUAUUUGGGGCGUUUGAUACGGAAGUUAUUAUUUUUCUUAACCAUUGUUUAAAUACGAAAGUAUCUAGUAAGUACAUCUUUUUUAGUACUACUAAGUGUUUAAUAAGAAUAAGCCUGGAUUCUAGUGUCAAAGUGAUAGAUGCAGACAAAUUUUGGGAGCCGCUUA
Molecule: messenger RNA, 1077 nt
Organism: Lycium ferocissimum
Lineage: Eukaryota; Viridiplantae; Streptophyta; Magnoliopsida; Solanales; Solanaceae
Product: glutathione S-transferase U7-like
Exons: 2
Coding region: 229-909 (226 amino acids)
Biological process (GO): glutathione metabolic process
Cellular component (GO): cytoplasm
Molecular function (GO): glutathione transferase activity
Source: RefSeq, a predicted model, not a curated record